This is a messenger RNA of Tripterygium wilfordii, 1515 nucleotides long. Its product is annotated as F-box protein At1g70590. Lineage: Eukaryota; Viridiplantae; Streptophyta; Magnoliopsida; Celastrales; Celastraceae. The transcript has 5 exons. Gene Ontology annotation, molecular function: protein binding. Bases 141 to 1169 code for a protein of 342 amino acids. The record is from RefSeq and is a predicted model, not a curated record.
UCUGCGGUCUCAACUCUCAAUCAACGCUUUCUGUGGACCAAAACUUUUUCUGUAAAAACAAUCGUCUCCCUUGCUUUGCUUUCAGUUUCAGUUUCAUUCUCUAUCACGCGCACUGUGUAACCACUGGAAGGGUCACCAAGAUGAGGCAGCCAACAUUGCCGAAUAGAUCAGACGGCUCUCGGUUGUCAGCUCUUCCGUGUUGGAGAUACAACAGUGUAAAACAGGAGCACCGCUCCAGUCGACACAAAUCUAAAGUUCCGAUUAAGACGACCACAAACAAUUUCUUCUUGACAUCGUCGAUAUCGGAAGAUCGAGAUUUCUCCGCUCUCCCAUUCGACUUAUUAACGAAGAUCGCGGCAUCGUUCACGCUUCCUGACCUGCAAGCGGCGUCGUUGGUGUGCAGGUCGUGGAGGGACGCGCUCUGUCCUUUACGGGAGGCUAUGGUGCUGCUGAGGUGGGGGAAGCGGUUCAAGCAUGGGAAAGGUGGCGUGCGGCCCAACACGGAGAAGGCUCUGGAAUCUUUCUUGAAAGGCGCCGCACGUGGCUCCACGCUAGCCAUGGUUGAUGCGGGCCUCAUGUACUGGGAAUCGGGGAAGCGAGAGGAGGCUGCUGCCUUGUAUCGAAGAGCUGCUGAGCUUGGCGAUCCAGCUGGACAGUGCAAUUUGGGAAUUUCUUACUUGCAAGGUCAACCUCCAAACCCGAAAGAAGCUAUAAAAUGGUUGUAUCUAGCUUCUGUUGCUGGCCAUGUUCGAGCUCAAUACCAGCUUGCACUUUGUCUGCAUCAAGGCUCUGGAGUGGAUCUUAAUCUACAAGAAGCGGCUAGAUGGUAUUUAAAAGCUGCUGAAGGUGGGUAUACACGUGCCAUGUACAAUAUUGCUUUGUGCUAUGAAGUCGGGGAAGGUUUGGGCCGCAGUCAUCGACUAGCGAGGAAAUGGAUGAAGAGGGCAGCUGAUCGUGGGCACACUAAAGCUCAAUUUGAACAUGGUCUUUGUCUAUUUUCAGAAGGAGAGUUGAUGACUGCAGUAGUAUAUCUGGAACUUGCUUCCCGGGGUGGCGAAUCAGCAGCAGUUAAUGUUGAGAACAUAAUUCUUCAGCAACUGUCGGCAGCUUCACGCGAUCGUGCCAUGUUUCUUGCUGACAGUUGGCAUGCUUUGCCUUCUUGUCGAUGACAUAUAUUAAUGAUGCUUGUUGUAACGAGGGCAGAUAAAUUGGACAUCUGCGUGAAGUGUUAAUAGCUUGAAGAGGAGUUGGUAGAAAAUUAAUCGCCUUUAUGUUCACUCAUCAACUGCUAGUGGAGAUGGCUGAUUGAGCUUUUUGCCUGUCUGGAUGAGCAGGAGAAAAUGUGGUUUAACCUUUUGUAGUCGUUUGAUGUCCUUUGUACGUGAGUUACACUAUUGGUGUGAAAAAUGAAGAGAAGUUUUCCUUUCAGUCAAAUGCCUGGUUUGUAUUCUGCAAGAGAAUCUGCAUUGUUCUUGUGGAAAGCAAAAAAUCUGAAUCGGUGAAGGGCUUUUUUUU